GGCGCCGUGCGCCUCGCGGGCGGCGAAACGCCCCUCGAGGGCCGCGUCGAGAUCCAGCACGACGGCGUCUGGGGGACGGUCUGCGACGAUUCCUGGGACCUGGCCGACGCGGCGGUCGUCUGCCGCGAGCUCUUCGGGUUCUCGGCGCUCGACGCGCCGCAGAACGCCUACUUCGGCGCGGGCGACGAGGACGCGCCGAUCUGGCUCGACGAGGUCGGCUGCGCCGGCGACGAGGCGCGGCUGUCCGACUGCGCGCACAACGGCUGGGGCGACGAGAACUGCGGCCACUACGAGGACGCGGGCGCGGUCAUCUGCCGCGCGAACACGCCCUGCCCGUCGCCCCCGCCGACGUACUCGGUCGCGCCGACGGCCGCGGACGACCGGGGCGCCGCGCGCCUGGUCGGCGGCGACACGGCCUACGAGGGCCGCGUCGAGAUCCGCUACGACGGGGAAUGGGGGACGGUCUGCGACGACUCCUGGGACCAGGACGACGCGGACGUCGUCUGCGGCGAGCUCUUCGGGACGUCGGCCAAGGGGCCGCCGCCGUGCUGCGCCGCCUACGGCGAGGGCGCCGCCGGCGCGCCCAUCCACAUGGACGACGUCGCCUGCGCCGGCGACGAAGCGCGCCUCGACGCCUGCGAGUUCCCGGGCUGGGGCGUCCAGAACUGCGGCCACGCGGAGGACGCGUCCGUCGAGUGCUACGCGCCG
Messenger RNA from Aureococcus anophagefferens, 708 nucleotides. RefSeq lists its product as hypothetical. The annotation marks the transcript as partial. Lineage: Eukaryota; Pelagophyceae; Pelagomonadales; Pelagomonadaceae. The record is from RefSeq and is a predicted model, not a curated record. Gene Ontology annotation, cellular component: membrane. The transcript has 2 exons.